Molecule: messenger RNA, 1179 nt
Organism: Plasmodium malariae
Lineage: Eukaryota; Apicomplexa; Aconoidasida; Haemosporida; Plasmodiidae
Product: GTP-binding protein, putative
Exons: 3
Coding region: 1-1179 (392 amino acids)
Cellular component (GO): cytoplasm
Molecular function (GO): ATP hydrolysis activity; ATP binding; GTP binding
Source: RefSeq, a predicted model, not a curated record
AUGGCACCAAAGAAGAAGGAAGAGGAGCAAAAAAUACUACUGGGCAGACCCAAGAACACAUUGAAGAUGGGACUAGUUGGUUUACCCAAUGUAGGCAAAUCCACCACGUUCAAUGUGCUGACAAAGUUGAAUAUCCCAGCAGAGAACUAUCCUUUUUGUACGAUAGAUCCCCAUGAAGCAAAGGUUACAGUGGAAGAUGAAAGGUUCGACUGGUUAGUUAACCAUUUUAAACCAAAGAGUUCAGUACAUGCAUACUUGUCCAUAUUUGAUAUAGCUGGAUUAGUAAAGAAUGCUCACUUAGGUGAAGGUCUAGGAAAUAAUUUUUUAUCAAAUAUAGCUGCAGUUGAUGGUAUAUAUCAUGUUGUUCGAGCAUUUGAAAAUGAAGAUAUAAUACACACAGAAGGUAAUAUAAAUCCUGUACGAGAUUUAGAUAUUAUCAAUUCAGAGUUAAUAUAUAAAGAUAUUAGUCAUUGUGAAAAAAAUUUAGAAGAAGUAAAAAAAGUGUUAAAUAGAAAUAAGAAAGAUAAAGUAAAACAAACUGAACAUGAUGUUUUACAAGUAGUUUUAAAUUUUUUAAAAGAACAUAAAUGGAUAAAGGAUGGUAAUUGGAAAAGUUCGGAAAUCGAAGUAAUAAAUGAAUUUAAUUUUUUAACAGCAAAACCUGUUGUUUAUUUAGUGAAUAUGAGUGAAGUAGAUUUCAUAAGACAAAAAAAUAAAUACUUGGCUAAAAUUUAUAAUUGGGUACAAGAAAAAAAUAAAGGAACAAUUAUUCCAUAUUGUGCAGAUUUUGAGCAAAAAAUAUUAAGUAUGACUGAGCAAGAAAAAUCUGAAUAUUUUAAGGCAAAUAAUAUUAAACAAAGUAUGCUAAAUAAAAUUAUAAAAACAGGAUAUUAUGAAAUUAAUUUAAUUCAUUUUUUUACAUGUGGACAAGAUGAGGUCAAGUGUUGGACCAUUCGAAAAGGAGCAAAAGCUCCACAAGCAGCUGGAGUUAUUCACACAGAUUUUGAAAAAGGAUUCAUUUGUGCAGAAGUUUACAAAUAUACCGAUUUGGUUGAAUUUAAAUCGGAAGGGGAAGUCAAAGCUAAUGGGAAAUAUUUGCAAAAGGGAAAAGACUAUGUUGUGGAGGAUGGCGAUAUUGUGUUUUUCAAGUUUAACGUCUCGUCGUCAGGAAAAAAAUAG